AUGCGUGCUCACGAUGCCAUGCAGAGCGAGGAGGCCAACGACGCCGCGUGGGAGGCUGCCAAAGGAGCUGUCAUGGGCGCAGCCAAGUGGGGAGCUGGUGCUGCCGUCCUGGGGGCUGCUGGCUACGUCUGGUCGCCGUUAUAUCGGUCCAUGACGAUUCAAUUCAAGGUGUAUCUACAAAUGUGCGGCAUGGUGGUGGGAAGCAUGAUCGAGGCAGAUGGGCGUCUCAGGCAGUAUGAGCAUCAGGUGAGGAUGCAGAGGAGGUUGAUGCGAGAAAGGGCCAAGUGGGAGAGGUAUGAGGAGGAAUUCAUCAAGGGAGACGAGAAGUGA
Molecule: messenger RNA, 330 nt
Organism: Fusarium keratoplasticum
Lineage: Eukaryota; Fungi; Ascomycota; Sordariomycetes; Hypocreales; Nectriaceae
Exons: 2
Coding region: 1-330 (109 amino acids)
Source: RefSeq, a predicted model, not a curated record